CCUUGUUUCUACUGACGAUCUGCAAUUUUCCGCUUGAUCUAUUGCCGCAUAAACCCCGACCCUCUCUCUGUACACUCACUUGUCUUUCCAGUCGCCAGGUACGAUUUCGUGUUGGGGCUUAUGGAUCCGGUGAUUGACCCAGCCUGCCUCUUUCGACCGGGGAAGAGGCGAAAGUUCCAGCGACGCCGGCCGGAGAGCACCGAUGAGGAGCCCCAACUUACCACAGAAGGGGCUGCUCGUAUCUCUGAGUCAUCUACGCCUUCACCGUGGCAGGAAUCUUCAGGUUUUAUAUCCCCGUCAGAGGUCCUUCGUUCGCGACGGCUUCACCGAGCUCGAAAGGGCGGCAUCGAGUUCUCCGCUACCGCGCCGUCGUCGGCAGGUAAUAGACAAGCUACCGUCUCAACUGUGGCGGCGGAGGAUCUGGACAGUGAAAGAAUGCGAGCAAUGUGUGAUCGGUUCACCGCGCAUACUGGCCAGACGGUGGAUGUCGACAAGCAUAUGAUGGCCUAUAUAGAGUCUGAAAUGGCUAAGCGACACCGGCGCAAUAUGUCAGCCGAAGUUGCGACUGUCGAUACACCCCAAAAGCCGGAACCGGACACCACUACUUUAUCUUCCACCGACCUUCCACAACGCGAACCGGCCUCUUUAGGGAAGCUACACGAGAUCGAUCUGGGUCACGAGGCCAAAUUACAGAACAUUGCUCGUACAGAAGCGGCAACUAGAAGGCUUGCGGGGGAUGAUGACCAAAUCCUCAUCGCCGGUCAGGAGUCCAGCUCUAAGAUGGACCCUGGAGGCGGGGAUCAUAGACCAUGGCGCAACCAGAAACGGCGAACAAGCGAGGAUAUUGAACGAGAUCGGCUGGUGGAGGAAGUUCUGCGGGAGAGUAAAUUGGACGUCUACGAGGGACCCGAAGUCGAGGAAGGAUAUGACGCAGGAGGUGGAGAUGGACAAGCGGCCGACGAUAGGGUGGCAGAGCAAUUCAGAAGAGACUUUCUCGAUGCUAUUCAAUCACGACGUCGUGUUGCACGAACGAAGAACACGAAGGCGGCCAAGCCCGAUGCUCCGCGAGGGCCGAAACUGGGAGGCAGCAGGAGUGCGAGAGCUGCGAUGCGGGAGAUGCAAGAGAGGUCUGGCCGGAAAUGAGCAUUUGGGCGUGGUGGUGUUUAUGUAAGGACUUCGGGGGUGCGACUUGGGUGAAAGGAGCGACUGUUAAGUAUUUCCUGAUGAAAUAAGUCUGGAAAGUCGGUUUUAAUGAAUGAUGGGAGUGGCAGGAAAAGAAAGAUGACUCGAGAAUGACUGGUAUUCUCGGUCGGGGCGCUUUGGAUAUCUAUUAAGGUAGUGUACGCGGCAGUAGUGGAGAAUACCAGAAUUUCUCACCUCUUCCCCG
Aspergillus sclerotioniger CBS 115572 is the source of this 1387-nucleotide messenger RNA. RefSeq names its product telomere length and silencing 1 family protein. The record is from RefSeq and is a predicted model, not a curated record. Gene Ontology annotation, cellular component: spliceosomal complex. NCBI's taxonomy places the organism in Eukaryota, Fungi, Ascomycota, Eurotiomycetes, Eurotiales, Aspergillaceae. Bases 121 to 1143 code for a protein of 340 amino acids. Gene Ontology annotation, biological process: mRNA splicing, via spliceosome. The transcript has 3 exons.